Messenger RNA from Plasmodium relictum, 2655 nucleotides. RefSeq names its product pantothenate kinase, putative. Gene Ontology annotation, cellular component: nucleus; cytosol. The record is from RefSeq and is a predicted model, not a curated record. The coding region runs from base 1 to 2655 and encodes 884 amino acids. Gene Ontology annotation, biological process: coenzyme A biosynthetic process. Gene Ontology annotation, molecular function: ATP binding; pantothenate kinase activity. The transcript has a single exon. NCBI's taxonomy places the organism in Eukaryota, Apicomplexa, Aconoidasida, Haemosporida, Plasmodiidae.
AUGGGAAAUGCCUUAGGUAUAGAUUGUUCUUUGAAUUAUGUUUACGUAACAAAUGUUUUAAUUAAUGAAAAAAAAAAAAAAAAAAAUGUGAAUGAAACAAAAAAUAAAUGUAAUAUAUGCUUUCCUAAAAAAAAUGUUUUAGAAUAUGAUAAUAUAAAAAACCUAUAUAGUUUAAAUUCAUCAUAUAAUUUAGAUAUAAAGAAAAAUAAAGAUGAAAAUGGGAAAAAAUGUUUGAGAUUAGAAAAAAAUAUAAUAAAUAAAAACUAUUUAGAGAAUUACAUGAAAGAAAAAUUACCUAUAAUAGAAAAUGAAGAAGAAGUAUUUAAUAAAAAUUGCGAAGGUAAUAAGGAAAAUGAUAAUGCAAAAUAUUUUUUCGAAGAAAUAAAAAGAAAAAAGGAAAAAGAAAAUACUUUGUUUGAAAGCACAAGUAAUAAUAAAAUAAUGAAUAAACAUAUAGAUUAUAAGGAAAAAAUAUUAAAUAGAAAUAGCAAAAAUACUUUAAAAAAAUUAGAAAGAAAAAAUGAAACUCAUAAUAACGCAGAUAAUAGACACUUCAAUGAUUAUAUGAGAAUGCAAAAAGAUUUUUUUGAUUUUAUUAUUGAUACACAGCAUGUUAUUGAAGAUACUGUGCAAUUUAUUAUAUUAAAAGAAGAAAUAGAAAAAAGUCAAAGUGGGAAAUUUUCAUUAGGAGAACUUUCUAAGUAUUUCAAAGAAAAUGAAGAUUUAAAUAAUAAAUUUCAUAUAUAUAUAAAUUUCAUACAAGGUAACCUGGGUUAUAAUUUACAAAAAGAGGAAAAGAACAACUUAUAUAUGAAUGAUGAAAUAAAUGAAUUUAAUGAUGAAAUAGCUCAAAUUUAUUUUUGGAAAAUAAAGUUAAAAAAAAUUGAUGAAGUCAUUAUCAAAUAUUCGAAUUUCACAAAAAAUAUAUUAAUAAAUAUAACAGGAGAAAAUGGCAAUUAUAUAAAGAAGAAACUUACUGAAUUAGCAAAAAUGAGCAAUUUAUAUUGCCAUAAAGAGUUAAAAUGUAUAAAUAGUUCAAUAUGUUUUUUAAAACAAUUUUAUCCGAAAGGCUUAUAUUAUUUUAUGAAUUCCAAUAUAAGCAAUGUAAAAGAUACGAGCACCAGUAAAUCUAAUGAAAUGAUGUUAAAAAAAUGUUUUUUGAAUAAAAAAGAAGCCAGUGAAAUAUUUCCUUAUAUAAUAGUUAAUAUAAAACGAGGAGUAACCUACCAUUUAAUAAACGAAGAUAAUUUAAUUGAGAACAUUGGCAGAUAUUUAAUUGGAUGUAAAAGUAUUUUAGGUUUAUUUUUAUUAUUAACUGGUAAAUUAUGUUCUCUAGAAAUUAUAUGUAAAUUAGCCAACAAUGGAAUAAGUAAAACGUUUGAUAUGACUGUUGAAGAUAUAUAUGGGACAAUCUAUAGUAAGGUUGGUUUACAAGGAAAUAUAGUCGCAUCUUUUUUUGGAAAGGCACAAGAUUUAGAUAACGCUAACAAUUCUGUUGAUAGUUCUAGCAAGGAAAUAUAUUUAAACAUGAAUAAAGAUAUAUUAGAUAAUUGUGAACAUGUUUCUAGUUUUGAAUACUUAAGUUUUGAAAGUAAUGAAAGUGAUGAAUAUGAUAAUAAUAGCAAUUCUCAUAAUUUUCUUAAAAAUAAAAAUAAUAAAUUUACACAUUUAAAUAUGAAUAGUAAAAAAAAUUCGUUAGAAAACUCCUUUUUUAAUUUUCAUAGCGAUUCUUGCUGUAAUUAUAAUAGUGUUGUAAUAAAAGAAAAAAAACUUUUACAAAAAAAAAAAAAAAAAAUUAAUAUAAAAGGUAUGUGUGAAAGUAAUUAUUUAACAAAAGAAACUGCUAAUAAUAAAAAAGAUGAUGGAAUAAAAAAUGAUAUUUAUAAAAAAGAAAUAAAAUAUUUUGGAGGUGAUUCAGAUAAUGACAUAAUAAUGAGAAAAGUAACAGAAAAAAAUAUACUUCUCAGGAAAAGCUUAAGUGAUUCUAAAUUAAAAGUAAACAGGUGCAAUGAAGUAAAUGAUUUUAAAGGAAAAGGAAGGAAUACUUACAAUAGUUUUCAGUUAAAGUCAAAUGAAUAUGCGAAAAAAAAAAAAUUUUAUUCCACAUUGAAUAUUCUAUCAAAUGAAGAAUUAAACAAUAUUUUAAUGAAGAAAAUUAUUUCUAAUUCUGAUGAAGAAAUCAUUAAAAAAAAAUCGAAUAGAACAAAUAAUUAUUCUAUAGGAAAAAUGUUUAAAAAAAAAAAAAUAUCAAAUAAAAAUACAACUGAAAUUAUAUCUAGCAGUGAAGACAAUGAGCAAAAUAAUUUUUUUAUAAUUAAUUCUGAAAAAAAAAGGAAGCAUUUUGGUAAAAAAAAUGAAGGAAUUAUGAAAUUCGAUACUAAAGAAUGCGAUAUAGCAAAAUCUUUAUUAUCAAUGGCUAUAUUUACGAUGGUACAAUUAUCGUAUUUUUAUAGUCAAAUGUAUAAUAUUAAAAGUAUAAUAUUUUCAGGUUUACUUUUAAAUAAUAAUAUUUGUUUAGCACUUGUCAAAAUUAUUAUAAAUAUUAUGUCAAAUAAUACACAAAGAUUAUAUUUUUUCAAAUUUUCUGAACACCUUAGUAGUUUAGGUUCAGCUUUACAUUUAAUUGAUUGGAACAAUUUGCUUUUAAAAAGUUAA